This is a messenger RNA of Sceloporus undulatus (fence lizard), 2512 nucleotides long. It is a transcript of the gene RAD23B, whose product is annotated as RAD23 homolog B, nucleotide excision repair protein. Gene Ontology annotation, biological process: proteasome-mediated ubiquitin-dependent protein catabolic process; nucleotide-excision repair. Bases 218 to 1297 code for a protein of 359 amino acids. Gene Ontology annotation, cellular component: nucleoplasm; cytosol. Lineage: Eukaryota; Metazoa; Chordata; Lepidosauria; Squamata; Phrynosomatidae. The transcript is spliced from 9 exons. Gene Ontology annotation, molecular function: damaged DNA binding; proteasome binding; ubiquitin binding. The record is from RefSeq and is a predicted model, not a curated record.
CGCAUGUGUUUUGAUAUUGUAGAUUUUGAAGUAUCAAACCUGUUCUAACUGGAGCUGUUUGUUACAGGUAAAGGCUUUGAAAGAGAAGAUUGAAUCGGAAAAGGGGAAAGAUGCGUUUCCAGUAGCAGGCCAAAAAUUAAUAUAUGCAGGUAAAAUUCUUAAUGAUGACACUGCUCUUAAAGAAUACAAGAUUGAUGAAAAGAACUUUGUUGUGGUUAUGGUGACAAAACCCAAAGCAGCAGCUGCUCCAGCUCCAUCCCCAACUACAACUCAGCAGUCAAAUGAUGCCACUACUACUGUUAGUUCUUCUACAAUACCUUCAGCAGCACCCAAACCAGCACCUGCCCCAACUCCUGCACCUGUACCAAUUUCAACACCUGCAGCAGAUCCUCCAACACCAGCUGCAGCAGCUAGUGAAGCAGCACCUGUGAGUGCCCCUGUAGAAGAGAAAUCAGCAGAGAAACCAGUAGAGACACCAGCUGCCACCAGCACAUCAUCUACAGACAGUACAACAGGUGAUACUUCUCGAUCAAAUCUCUUUGAGGAUGCUACAAGUGCACUUGUGACAGGUCAGUCCUAUGAAAAUAUGGUGACUGAGAUCAUGUCAAUGGGAUAUGAGAGAGAGCAAGUAAUUGCUGCACUGAGAGCGAGUUUCAACAAUCCAGACAGAGCAGUGGAGUAUCUUCUAAUGGGUAUCCCUGGUGACAGAGAAAGUCAGGGCAUGGCUGAUCCCCCUCAAGCAGCCAGCACUGGUGCUUCUCCUUCAGCAGUGGCAGCAGCUGCAGCAACUACUACAACUACAACUACUACUACUAGCGCUACAGGAGGAGGACAUCCUCUUGAAUUUUUACGAAACCAGCCUCAGUUCCAGCAGAUGCGACAAAUCAUUCAGCAGAAUCCAUCUCUUUUGCCUGCAUUGCUACAGCAAAUAGGCCGGGAAAAUCCUCAGUUACUACAGUCCUCCCAUGCACCACAGCAAAUCAGCCAACAUCAAGAACAUUUUAUUCAGAUGUUAAACGAGCCUGUUCAGGAGUCAGGUCAAGGGGGAGGCGGCAGCGGAGGAGGAGGAGGAGGUGGUGGUGGUGGUGGUGGAGGAGGAGGAGGAGGAGGAGUAGCUGAAUCUGGAAGCCGUCACAUGAACUAUAUUCAAGUAACGCCUCAGGAAAAAGAAGCUAUAGAAAGGUUAAAGGCACUAGGAUUCCCUGAAGGACUUGUGAUACAAGCAUAUUUUGCAUGUGAGAAGAAUGAAAACUUGGCAGCCAACUUCCUUCUACAACAGAAUUUUGAUGAAGAUUGAAAGGGAGAGACUUUAAAAAAAUCUCACACUUCACACCAGUGCAUUACACUAGCUGUUCACUGGAUUGUUUGGGAUCUUUGGGCUCAUAUCCAUGAUACUUGGCAUAAAGGGGGGGGGGGGGGGGAGAGAAAAAUAUAGAAAGGAUACAUGGAAAGAUAAGCACGUCUGUACUAAAUUGGCAGGUGCAGGAGAUCAAAGUGUAAAAAAAUAUACAACCAAAAAUCAGCUCUUUUUUUUUUUUUUUUUUUGGCAAAUAUUUAGUUCCUUUCUUCUAUCAACUAAGUUCAACCCCUUCCCCCAUUUCCACUCUUUUAUUAGUGUACUAGAUUCCAAAAUUAGUGCAGUGCCCUGCUUUUGUUUCUUUUUAAUUAACCUUGGUCUUGGAGAGAGCAGAGGCUACCUAGAAUCAACAGUCUGUAUUUCAUGGUAACACUGGAUAAUGGCUUCCUGAAUUUAAGAGAGAAUAUAUUUGAGUAACUAUAACAUAUGCCAAAAAUGGAGGUGAUGGGUUUUUUGCAGUUUCUACAAGAGAUCCAUUACUUCACAUGAAGUGCUAGAUUAAAAUUUCAAAUUAAAACCACUCAUUGUUUUAAGAUAAUUGAUCAUUGAUUUUGAGAGAUCUACUCCCUACCCCUUUCUUCAUUUCAUAGUAAACGGAGAGGCUAUAUAUGCAGGUAAAAUCAUUAUUUUGGGCAAAUAAUGCAAGAUGACCUAAUUACUGCUUACUUCAAUGUUGGGUUACAGUAUAGCUUUUAAAACAAUAAACAACAACCAUUGCAUGUUUUGGGUUUGAUGUAUCCUUUUUUGUGAAUUGAGCACUUUUUUAUUGCCAAUGAAGAAAAUGUAAACUCUCCAUCCUAGUGAAAGUAUUUAUGAAGAAAUCAGAUUCCAUCCUACCUAUAUUUUGUUUAGAGUGAAAAUGAUCUGAUGAAUACGGCUGCAAGUAUUUCAAAACUAGGUGUCUUAAAUGCUUGUAAUCUUAUAGUUUCAAUCUCUGGGACUCUAAAGGCUAUUGUCAUUUGUAUUGCUUUAAAAAGGACUGUAAUGUUCCAGUAACUUGGCUUCUCUUCUGUUUAAAAGCAUUGUGAAAAUAUUUUGCUCUUGAAGAGAUGUUCAGGACAUGGGAAACUAGAUGAACAAUCAAGUAUUGGAUCCUUAAAGAUUAUGCACAUCCCCCCCUUUUACUUCCUAUUAAAAGUAACAUCUAAUUGUAAA